Messenger RNA from Drosophila kikkawai, 1139 nucleotides. Its product is annotated as calcineurin subunit B type 2. Gene Ontology annotation, molecular function: phosphatase binding; calcium ion binding; calcium-dependent protein serine/threonine phosphatase regulator activity. The record is from RefSeq and is a predicted model, not a curated record. Gene Ontology annotation, biological process: protein dephosphorylation; calcineurin-mediated signaling. Gene Ontology annotation, cellular component: calcineurin complex. NCBI's taxonomy places the organism in Eukaryota, Metazoa, Arthropoda, Insecta, Diptera, Drosophilidae.
GCAUCUGGCAACACUGAGCUGUAGUGGAAAACUCAUGCACAAUAAAAUAUAAAGAAUUGAGGAUAUCCACAAUAAAACCGUUAUUCAUCGCCCAAAAACCCCUCUAGCAUGUGCAGGACACCUUUAAGCUUCUGAUCGUAACGGAAAAGAGCGGAACAGCGACGGCGAGAGCAAGAGCAGAGCAGUGCAAAAACUCAAAUUUACUUGUACUAUAGAUAGCACCAAGGAGAACCACAAAAGGCAAAACCAAAAUGGGAAAUGAAACAUCACUGCCCAUGGAAAUGUGUUCCAAUUUCGACGCGGAUGAGAUCCGGCGAUUGGGAAAACGCUUCCGGAAACUGGACCUGGACAACUCGGGAGCGCUGAGCGUUGACGAGUUUAUGUCGCUGCCGGAGCUGCAACAGAAUCCGCUGGUGCAGCGCGUGAUUGACAUUUUCGACGCCGAUGGUAACGGCGAGGUGGACUUCAAGGAGUUCAUUCAGGGCGUCUCACAGUUCAGCGUCAAGGGCGACAAGCUGUCGAAGCUUCGCUUCGCUUUCCGAAUCUAUGACAUGGACAAUGACGGCUACAUUUCCAACGGCGAACUGUUUCAGGUGUUAAAGAUGAUGGUGGGCAAUAAUCUGAAGGAAACCCAACUGCAGCAAAUUGUGGACAAGACGAUCGGAUUUGCGGACAAGGACGAAGAUGGGAAGAUCUCGUUCGAUGAGUUCUGCUCGGUGGUCGGCAACACGGACAUACACAAGAAGAUGGUUGUCGACGUCUAAAAUAGGUUAACCGCAGAUCCUUUUUAUACGCGAUUUUAUUUAUUCUUUUGUACAUGCGUCUGCAUCCUUCGAUUAUCACUACUAUUAUUAUGAUUACUAUUUUUUUGAUCAGCGAUUCUCUAGUUGAAUAUUGUUAUAAGAGCCGUUAGCGAGCCAGUUCGUCAGUCAGUCAGUCGCGAGAAAAAAUAUUGUUAUCCUAAGUUGAAAAGUGGAAUAAUGCGCCUCCUACUUACUUCUUAUAUACUUGCAUAUAUAGUCAUAAUUUAUUAUACAAAUAUACACUUAAUGAAUUCAAAACCCCUUCAAAUCAAAACUAAAACUAAAACGAUAAUACAGCAAUGCAAGUGAAGGCAAAAUAAAGCAACCCAAGUUGAA